CGGACACAGAGGCGUCCUGCAGCCCAGGGGACUCGACCUAAAGCUGAUGCCUCCAGGGUUGUGUGCGUUGUGGUUGUGUCGCCUCUUGUGGUUGUGUCGCCUCUUGUUGUUAGCAUGACUCUGUUUCCUGCUGACAACCUGCUGUAUCUCGGUAUCUCCAUCACUGUGUGGUUCGGCCUCCUCUUCGUCCUCAUGAUCGUGCCCUCUGUCCUCGGAGUCUCCUUCGGAAUGCGCAGACUCUACAUGAGGACACUUAUCAGGAUCUUUGAGUGGGCGACGAUACGAAUGGAGAUUGAGGCGAAGGAAAAGAAUCAGGAACACUAUAAACCAUAUAGCAAGGAUAUCAUUGUCAAAGAACCACUAUCCUCUUUGCAGCAGGACAUCCAGGAGCUUCGUGGUUGUCUGCGCUCAGAGUCUGAGUUCGAAAUGUCGGACAUCUUCUACUUCUGCCGGAGAGGCGUGGAGAGCAUCGUGGACGAUGAGGUGACCAAACGCUUUUCAGCCCAGGAACUGGAAAACUGGAACCUACUGACCCGCAGCAGCUACAACUUCCGUCACAUAAGUCUGAGACUCACAGUCCUGUGGGGCUUGGGGGUCCUCGUCCGCUACGGGGUCCUGCUGCCUCUCAGGGUUACUCUGGCAGUCACUGGCAUCAGUUUGCUCCUAGUCCUGACAACCUUGGUGGCACUUUUACCAAAUACAGAUUUAAGGUUCUAUCUGAGUGAGAAGAUUCAGAUGAUGUGUUACCGCAUCUGUGUCAGAUCUCUCACAGCGAUCAUCACCUAUCACAACAGCGGGAACAAACCUCAGAACGGGGGCAUCUGUGUGGCCAAUCAUACAACACCCAUCGAUGUCAUCAUCUUGGCCAAUGAUGGCUGCUACUCUCUGAUUGGCCAGGCUCAUAGAGGGUUGCUGGGAAUGAUACAAAGAGCCAUGGGCAGAUCCUCCCAUCACAUCUGGUUUGACAGGGCAGAAGUCAAAGACAGACACCUAGUGGCCAAAAGGCUUGGUGAUCACGUUGCUGAUAAAACCAAACAGCCCAUCCUCAUGUUCCCCGAGGGUACUUGCAUCAAUAACACAUCGGUGAUGAUGUUCAAAAAGGGGAGCUUUGAAAUUGACUGCACAGUUUAUCCAGUCGCCAUCAAGUAUGACCCUCGGUUUGGUGACGCUUUCUGGAACAGCAGUAAGUUUGGCCUGGUGACUUAUCUGCUGAGGAUGAUGAGCAGCUGGGCCAUCGUCUGCAGUGUUUGGUAUCUACCACCUAUGAACAGACAGGAAGGAGAGGACGCAGUGCAGUUUGCAAACAGAGUUAAAGCCGCUAUAGCUGCACAAGGAGGCUUAGUGGAUCUAAUUUGGGACGGAGGCCUGAAACGAGCCAAAGUGAAAGAUGCUUAUAAAGAAGAGCAACAGAAGCUGUACAGCAGAGUUCUUGUUGGAGAGCAGGACCAGAAGAACAAUUGCGGUGACAAACAUUUAGAGGAUGAAAAUCCUGAAGAGGAAAGAAACGACCAAGAUUUAAGAACGGGACAAUGA
Molecule: messenger RNA, 1533 nt
Organism: Pleuronectes platessa (European plaice)
Lineage: Eukaryota; Metazoa; Chordata; Actinopteri; Pleuronectiformes; Pleuronectidae
Product: glycerol-3-phosphate acyltransferase 4
Exons: 12
Coding region: 115-1533 (472 amino acids)
Biological process (GO): triglyceride biosynthetic process
Cellular component (GO): endoplasmic reticulum
Molecular function (GO): glycerol-3-phosphate O-acyltransferase activity
Source: RefSeq, a predicted model, not a curated record